Peronospora farinosa is the source of this 2253-nucleotide messenger RNA. The record is from the annotation of a GenBank genome assembly. Lineage: Eukaryota; Oomycota; Peronosporomycetes; Peronosporales; Peronosporaceae.
AUGGCCACCUCUGCCCCCAAUGACAUUAGUGCAAUGCUGGACGUCGCCAUUGCAGCUGCACGUGCUGCUGGUGCUCACAUGAAGUCACAACUAAACACGUCAUGUGUAGAAAAGACAAAAUCAUCGAAAGACGAUUUAGUCACAAUUGUAGACAAACAAUGCCAAGAUCUUGUGUUUGACACCAUUAAAAGCACAUUUCCAAGCCACGAAUUCUUAGGUGAAGAGGAUGUUGCACCUGGUAGUGAAGCCUCAGUCCGUGCGUUACAAGAUCUUGUGAGUAAAGAGUGGCUUUGGAUUGUCGAUCCUAUUGAUGGUACGACUAAUUUCGUCCAUCAUCGUCCAGCUAGUGUCGUGUCGGUGGCUUGUGCACAUUUGGGUGAAGUUGUGGUUGGUGUCAUCUAUGACCCGUAUCGGGAUGAGCUGUUUACGGCUCAAAAGGACAAAGGCACGUGUUUAAACGGUCAACCGACACACGUGAGUCAAGAAGCUUCAAUUUCGGAAGCUUUAGUGGGUUUUGGCAUUGGUACAAAGGACAGUGUGAGACUUCCCAUGCUUGAUUUUGCACGUGAACUCUCGGCCAAGUGCAGAGGAUUACGUUUGCAAGGAGCAGCGGCUAUUGAACUUGCGUGGACAGCUGUAGGACGCCAAUCGGCAUUCUACGAGCUCGACCUUAAUUCAUGGGAUAUUGCAGCUGGAGCACUGUUGGUAAAGGAAGCUGGUGGACAAGUGACCAACAGUGACGGUACGGCCUUUUCGCUCAACAUACGCAACAUUGUCGCAUCCAAUAACAAGGGCGACAUCCAUUCAAGCAUGAUUAAACUCAUUGCAAAGGCCGAUGCCGUCCAUGACCAUGUGAAUACGUGGUUCUUUAUGUGUGGACCUUUGGCUGUGAACGUCUUUUUACUAGGAUUAUCACUCAAUCUAUACGUUUACAAGCAGAAUAAUUUGGCAUUUGAUCAGGUGUUUGCUAUGCGUCCGGAUGAAGUGCCCACAGCCCAUGGCGUCUUUCGGACGGCAAUUUUUCUACUUGUAGUGCAAUUUUUCAUGUUUAAUGCUGAAAUUGCGCAACGUGGCGAUGCUUUUGGUAUCGAUGAGACACGUAUGGAAAUGUUACUACUUGGGUAUGUAUGUGUAGCAGUCUCGCUGUUGUUGUGUCCAUUGAACGUGCUGCAUUACAAGUUCCGCAUGUUUGUGGUACGAAAAAUAGCACGCUGUUUGUGGCCGUUCCAGAACUUUUCACUCAAGCUACCGACUCAUGCUACACCAUUUAUUGAAGUGUUUAUAGCUGAUGGUAUGACAUCACUUUCGAAAUUCAUUCAAGAUCUAUCCGUUGCACUCAUGCUGCUCGUGAUGUCACUCAAUAGCGAGCCCAACGACUUGAAAAAGUCGUAUCUUUCCAAGUUGAAAGAGUCACCACUGCCUUAUUUUGCAGCAAGUACACCCUAUAUAAUCCGUGCGACGCAAUGCUUGAUCUCGUUUCGACGAACUACGAGUGUGAAUGAUCGGUUUCUUCACUUGUUAAACACGAUGAAGUACUGCUCGAGCUUGUUGGUGAUUUCGGUCGGAGCUUAUCCGAUGCUCACGGGGAUUGCACGACCGGAGCAUAACAGCUUUUUCCUGCUCUGUGCAGUGUUUAACUCGCUCUACUCGUUCCUCUGGGAUGUCGUCAUGGAUUGGGGUCUGGGACAGCCCAAGCUGCCUCGACGGGUUGCAUUUUUGCGGCACCAAUUGACGUACCGUCCACGCAAGAUUUAUUAUCUGAUCAUUGUGGUAGAUUUUGCGCUGCGCAUUGUGUGGGUAACCAAGUGGUGGGAUUGGAUGCAUCGCGGUGUGCACUUUAAACUAUUCUCACAGAUCGCAGAGGUCGUGCGUCGUAUCAUUUGGAACUUUGUGCGUGUAGAAUGGCAGUGCAUCAAGCUCGACAUCCUCAGCAGCAAGAAACUGUUAGCAGGCUCCUUGGAGGUGGAGGGAAUGAUCGAAAAGGUGCCGCUUACGGGAGAGAACGAGGACGACUUGUUUGAAGAUGCCAAAACUAGGAUGAGAACGCUAAACCGUCCCAGCGCUGAGAAUAGCACUAAAACAAGCAGUACAUUUGGCCAGAGUUCCAGCAUCGGCAGCAAGCUGCAUCUUAAAGAAGUGAAAAAUGGCGAUGAUGCAGUUGUCGGUCUGGGAGGAAAAGGUCACCGGAAUGAAAUGAUCACUAUUGCUAGCUACUAUGGUAAGCCCGAAGCGAUACUGGUAAGUAAGUGGUAG